AUGGCUUCCGCAGGAGAUAUCAUCACUGGCCUGGAAGUCCUGAUAAAACUAUUCCACAAGGUGCAAUCCGCACCCGAGAAAUUGGAAAAGGCCGCAAAGGAAACAAAGCGAAUAAAAAGAUUGGUCGGCAGGCUCAAGAAAAGAAUGUCAAGUCCCAGUUUCGACGCUAGCGAGGAUGCAGCCCAAGAUAUACGAGAAGAGGUGGAUGAACUCGAGGAACAGAUCGAAGCAGCCGACGCGCUACUUCACGAGUACCAAAGGAUCCCUCGGUGGGAGUACAUCAGCCGUUUGGCUUGGAUUUGUUGGAGGUUACCUAGGCUUGAUGGCAUUGCCGAAGGGUUCGACAGGUCUCGACGGAGGAUUGCAGAAUCUAGACUUCUCUAUCCGUCGGACGGCACCAACAUCGAACGCACCACAACGCCUCACAGCACACCGCCGCUGCCCGUCACUCCGUCAAUCAACAGAAGCAGGCACCAGAGUACUAGAGUAAACUGUGGCAUACUCAACUGGGCCACUAGAAACAGCGAGAUUAUACUUGCUGCGGCGCAAGCUCGAGAUGACCGGUCAAAGCAGACGCUGCUGGAUAGUAUCAGCCAAGCCGGCAUUGACGAUGAAGCAGCUGACGGGAGGGUGAAUGAUUUUCUUCGCGCUGUCCAGAAACAGGAGCAAUUCCGAUGGACGGCAUCCGUGCAAUCCGAAAUUCCGCAAGUGCAGCAAGCGGCCCGUUCCGUUGCUGCGCAAUACUUUCUUGAAGUCUUUCGCAAGUUGAUCAUGAACAGCCAGAAACGCUGGCUGUUCGCCCACGUCGAGUCGGCGUCGUGCAGUCAGCCGAGUUCCAUCACCGAUCCCUCCAGCCCAAGUCCAUCGUCAGCCAUGGCCGCUGCGGCCCGCGAAGGCAGCGACGCAGCUGUCCCCGGAGCUCGGCAUGAGCUGGUAGAUUCUAUCCACAGACGCAUAUCCAACCGUACAACCCGGCAUGUAUCGGAGGCAGAUUUUGGCCGCUUUGACCACAUUAUUUGUUUUGAAAAGCUGGAUAAGCUGGUUUUGACCGACCGUAUGAUGCAGCAUAGUGAAAAGCUCGGCACCAAGGCUCGAACAAGCGAUAUUCACUACCUGACGGGCUGCGAAAAAUACUCAGACACAAGAAGCACCAUCCAGGCUCCAUGGGAGCGCCUCAGCUACGAAGUCGGGUUUGCUCUGACCGAGUGGAUUUUUCUGGUUCUGGGCUUGAAAAGGCCUUGCACAACUCCCAAUAUCAAAUGGCAGACCGUCGAGAUGGAAGCCACGAUGACCGAAAGGCAAAACACACGAUGGGAACGGAGUUGGAAGGUCCAGGGAUGCGAGGCGCACUCGGUGGCGCUGGGGGACAAACGGCUUCUUUUUGUCUCCGGACCGCCGGACAAGGUGACUUUGGCAAGCGUCAAGAUUAGGCUAUGUUUUCCAAGUUAG
Molecule: messenger RNA, 1449 nt
Organism: Pyricularia pennisetigena
Lineage: Eukaryota; Fungi; Ascomycota; Sordariomycetes; Magnaporthales; Pyriculariaceae
Exons: 2
Coding region: 1-1449 (482 amino acids)
Source: RefSeq, a predicted model, not a curated record